AGUAGAGGAGCCAGCGCUCACAUCUGCACUUCAGACUGAGGCGUGGUGCGUCAGUGCAGACAACUGGACUCACUCUUCAUCCACUUUGACUCUUUCACCUGCUGACCCACUCCAGCUCCAACCACUGCCAACAUGCCAAAGUGUCCCAAAUGCAAUAAGGAAGUCUAUUUUGCCGAGAAGGUAUCAUCACUGGGCAAAGACUGGCAUCGACCCUGCCUGAAAUGUGAGAAGUGCAGCAAGACUCUGUCGGCGGGGAGCCAUGCUGAGCACGAAGGAAAGCCUUACUGCCACAAACCCUGCUACAGCGCUAUGUUUGGACCUGGUGGAUUCGGUCGAGGUGGAACCGAGAGCUACAAAUACUAGAUAGAUCAGGUUUAGGACUUGAACAAAAUGACGUUGCUUGGAAACUGGAUCGAAGACGACAGCUUUGCAAAUGAUAUAAUAAAAAACUAAUAAUAAUGACAAUAAAAUCCAAAAAGCAAACAAUGUUCUCCAUUUCAGUUUCACCUCAUAUGAUCUGUCUAAUUCAUUCUCCAUGUCAUGUAAUAGAGUAGUAGUCUUUUGGUAGCUGUGGUUGUUCUUAAUGCGGACAAUCUGAUUAAACAUUUAUUAAAACAUG
Cynoglossus semilaevis (tongue sole) is the source of this 619-nucleotide messenger RNA. RefSeq names its product cysteine-rich protein 1 (gene crip1). The record is from RefSeq and is a predicted model, not a curated record. The transcript is spliced from 5 exons. NCBI's taxonomy places the organism in Eukaryota, Metazoa, Chordata, Actinopteri, Pleuronectiformes, Cynoglossidae. The coding region runs from base 133 to 363 and encodes 76 amino acids.